AUGAGUGAGCAAAGAUUGGAAUUUGUAGAGGAGGGCUUGGAAAAUGUUAAAGGUGAUGUCCUGGUCGCCCAAUUCCGGGACAUGGAGUAUGCGAUUCGAAUUCGCGGCUUAGCUGAGGACCCAAAGGAAAAUUUAAGAGAAUUAAUUUCAGGAGCGCUGGCAGAUGUUUUAGCCCGUGGGCAGGAAUUAAUUUAUGAUGAAAUAGAACGCGUCUUCAGGUUAACAGCAAAUCUUCGUCCCGGAGCAGAACAGAAAGUGGUGUUUAUUACAGGCCGUGUCCAUCCAGGGGAAACACCAUCAUCUCUUGUAUGCCAAGGUAUCAUUGAUUUUCUUGUGAGUCCACAUCCAAUUGCCAAAGUACUGCGUGAUCAUUUGGUCUUCAAGAUCGCUCCUAUGCUUAAUCCAGAUGGAGUUUAUCUUGGCAAUUACAGGUGUUCCUUGAUGGGCUUUGAUUUAAAUCGGCACUGGGUAGAUCCCUCUCCUUGGGCUCAUCCUACACUAUACGGUAUAAAGCAGCUAAUUAUUCAGAUGCACAGCAAUCCGAAAGUUACCCUGGAAUUCUAUAUUGACAUCCAUGCUCACUCCACUAUGACGAAUGGCUUUAUGUACGGAAAUGUUUUUGAAGAUGAAGAAAGAUUUCACAGACAGAUUAUUUUCCCGAAGCUGCUCUGUCAGAAUGCUGAAGACUUCUCCUUUUCAAGCACUUCCUUCAAUCGAGAUGCUGUUAAGGCAGGGACAGGACGUCGCUUCCUUGGGGGCUUAUUGGACGACACUUCUUAUUGCUAUACACUGGAAGUCUCAUUUUACAGCUACAUAGUUGGAGGAACCAGUUCUACAGUCCCAUAUUCAGAAGAAACUUAUAUGAAAUUAGGACGGAAUGUGGCCCGAACGUUUUUGGAUUAUUACAGACUAAAUGCCAUUACAGAGAGACCUUUAGUACCAGUUUCAAGUACAUGGUGGUCCAAGAAGAGCUCAAUGAAAGAUGUUGUUGCACUCCAGUAUUUGGCUGGAUUUCAACCAUUUGUAAUCUAUGCUGGAACUGAAUUUGAAAAGAAGGCAGGGUCAAGUCUGGUUUCUGCAGGAAAUUUUAUGACCCUGAAUUUCCCUCAAUCUAAUGGGAAACAGGAAUCUCUUGCAGUAUUGGAUAUAGAAAUUUAUCAAAAGAAACUUGCAAUCAUGCAUAUGUAUAUCAAUACAUUUUGCUCAUAG
This is a messenger RNA of Protobothrops mucrosquamatus (brown spotted pit viper), 1209 nucleotides long. It is a transcript of the gene AGBL4, whose product is annotated as ATP/GTP binding protein like 4. The record is from RefSeq and is a predicted model, not a curated record. The coding region runs from base 1 to 1209 and encodes 402 amino acids. Lineage: Eukaryota; Metazoa; Chordata; Lepidosauria; Squamata; Viperidae. Gene Ontology annotation, molecular function: zinc ion binding; metallocarboxypeptidase activity. The transcript is spliced from 8 exons. Gene Ontology annotation, biological process: proteolysis.